Rhinolophus ferrumequinum (greater horseshoe bat) is the source of this 2553-nucleotide messenger RNA. RefSeq names its product microseminoprotein, prostate associated (gene MSMP). The transcript has 3 exons. Lineage: Eukaryota; Metazoa; Chordata; Mammalia; Chiroptera; Rhinolophidae. The coding region runs from base 2026 to 2445 and encodes 139 amino acids. The record is from RefSeq and is a predicted model, not a curated record.
AGCCCACAUCAGGGCACCCUGCUUCAAUGGUGAGUUUUUUAUCUCUUGGCAUUCCUCUGCAAUGGAAAGGGUAUCAGACCUGACUAGAGUGAAUGUGUGCAAUGGUCUGCAUCUCCAUCCACUUAAGCUGUUUUCUUGGGAGAGAACAGAGAGGGAGGUUGAGGUGGACUGAUGAGUUAUUUCUGGAUAGUGAAUAGGUGAGAGGCAGGGUAGCCCUCCGCAAAAGUCAGCCAGAAGUAGUACCUGAUCCACUGGGUGACAGGAGUGGGAGUCUUGGAAUAAAUGGGACUGGAGACUUAGAAGGAAAAACAGAAUAAAUGCCAAAGUGAUUGGCCCUGUGGAUAGGACGGGAAUACUUGGAACAGGGGUCUCUGGAGUGUGGAAAAAUGAAAGAAAUCCAGUUUGACCAGGGGCCCGGCCAUUAGUACCCAAGAGAUGGUCAGCAUUAGUCAGAAAGGAGAAUUUGAGAGUUUGCAUCGGUGGGGAAGGGAAUAAAUGGAUGAGAAUCCAUAGGAAAAAGGAGUCCUAAAGUAAGCUAGAAGAGAAGAAAAUGAUACUUCUCCCCAGGGUAGAAGUGAAGGUAGUGUGCUGUAGGUUUUAUCAGCAACAGUUUCUCAAACCAGACACUUAGACAUUCAAGAAUACCAGGAGCAAAAGAAAACCCUGGAGGGAGUUUUUGAAGUAGGUGGCUGGAAUGACAUGGAGAAUGAGUGUCAAAGGGGCAGAAUUCUAUGCUUAGAAAGAGCAACACUCAACAGAGGCCUUCAGCUGUCCACAGAGCUGCUCAAUGGCAUUAAAAGUACGUUUAUCUAUUAUGUCUCUAAGCUCUAACACCAGUCACAGUAGUAGCCAGGAUUUUCUGAGGGCUAUGUGCAGGGGACAGAGCUAAGAGCAUUACAAGCACUAUCUCAUUUAAUCCUUAACAACCCUAUGAGUUAGUAUUACUAUCCCAAUUUAUAGAUAAGGAAACAGGUGUAGAGAGAUGAAGCAACUUGCCCAAAGUCACAGGGCUCUUAAGUGGAGUCAGAAUUUGAAUCCAAAUAGUCUGACUCUACAACCUAUGCUCUUAAUCACCCAUCUUGAGGUUCUCAAGAACCUGCAGGAAACCCAAAAGAGGAUGUCAGAGGAUAAAUCCCUAAAUCCCCAUUCCAUAACAUACGAGGUACCUCUGGGAAACUGGACUGACUCAUACCACUAGGGCGUUAUACAAGAUGUUCCUCUUUGAAAGAACCAUCCCCAGAUACAGGGAGAUCCUGUAUCUGCUCUAUGUUUAGGGGUGAUGAACAAUGGACAGUCCAUCUCUGGGAGUCCUGUGGAAGAGACCCCCUCCAACCUCUGAGGGGCAUCCAUGUUUCCAGGAUACUUCAAGGAGACCCUGCCCUGGGGUCUGAAACAUUCUCCACUCCAGGUGCCCGUUCACUCUCCUGUAGCCUCUGGCCGGCGCACCCUACUGCAGCUCCUCGGUUUGGCUGGGGCACAGGAUUAGCCAUCCCCAGGAAAUGCCUCCCUCCGGUCCAGGCAGGGAUCCCAGCAUAGCCACCCCUGGAGAGUGUGUGUGUGUACGUGUGGUGUUGUGGGGCGGGGAGGUGGGGGGAGAGCGUGGAAUGCUCUCCAGGUCAGGAAGAGAUCUGGGGACCACCUGGGGACCCUCACUCCCCCCACCUCCUUGCUGGGGAAGUGCCCAGUCCAGUGCCCCUUCCAUGGCCACCUCCCUCCCCCUAGCUAUGCGGGGGCAUGAAUCAGCUCUCACAGCUUGUUAAAGCUAGACCUCUUGUUUUCAUGCCCUCACCUCAGGAAACAGAGUUACAGCUUUUCCAGCUCUACUCAGCAGGGGGCCAGGGUCCUCACUUUAUAAACAUCUCCAAGACUGUGAGAGCAGAGGGCAAGGAGAUGGUGUGAGACAGGAGCCCAGGGGAAAAGACAGAAAGUAAGACUCAAAGAGAGAAACAAAGAAAAGCCAAGGAGACAAGACCACAGUAGCCUGAACAGAAGCCAAGAAGGGUCCGAAAGGGCUGUACCGCAGGAAUGGCUCUAAGGAUGCUCUGGGCUGGACAGGCUAAGGGGAUCCUGGGAGGCUGGGGGCUCAUCUGCUUGCUGAUCUCUCUGCUUCUCCAGCACCCAGGAGUCCACAGCAAGUGCUACUUCCAAGCUCAAGCUCCCUGCCACUAUGAUGGGAAAUAUUUUACCCUGGGUGAGUCUUGGCUCCGCAAGGACUGUUUCCAUUGCACCUGUCUGCAUCCUGUCGGUGUGGGCUGCUGUGACACGUCCCAGCAUCCCAUCGACUUCCCCGCUGAGUGUGAGGUACGACAGGAGGCAGGAACUUGCCAAUUCUCCCUGGUGCAAAAAUCUGACCCUCGGCUGCCCUGCAAAGGGGGAGGGCCUGACCCAGAGUGGGGCUCAGCUAACACCCCUGUUCCUGGGGCUCCUGCUCCCCACUCCAGCUAAACUCAAAUGAUCACCCUUCUGCUGACUGCCCACUGCUGCUGCCACUUCCAGGGAAACCACUAGCAGCUGCCAAUUUAUUCUGAAUAAAUAAAUUAAUGCUCCAGCUGA